Messenger RNA from Hevea brasiliensis (rubber tree), 1820 nucleotides. RefSeq lists its product as uncharacterized. NCBI's taxonomy places the organism in Eukaryota, Viridiplantae, Streptophyta, Magnoliopsida, Malpighiales, Euphorbiaceae. The record is from RefSeq and is a predicted model, not a curated record. Bases 403 to 1425 code for a protein of 340 amino acids. Gene Ontology annotation, cellular component: membrane. The transcript has 2 exons.
UUACGUCAUGUAUAAAUCAAAUGCAUUACUUGAAGUUUUCUUUGCCAAAAUACAUUAUGGAAACCUUAUUAUCUUUCAUUUCUAUAUAUUUACCCAUAUUUCAACUAUAGUGUAAGGGUACUCCAUUAUAUGGAAAACAAGACAGGAACUUUCCUUUCACUUUCUUCUUCUUUAAUCCACCAAAAAGCUGCUUUUUCUCAUCAUAAAUUUCCCCAGUCAGUCUCGGCUUUCCUCUUUGCAACUUCAUUCCUGUUACAUAUCCACAGGAAGAGAAGUAGCUUAAGUGGAAAUAUUUUCCAUAGAAAUCAAUUCCUUUCCCUCUAAUGUGCCAGCGCCAGAGAAUUACAGGAAACAACACCAUAGUCCUGACCAGCACCUUUUAAAUCAAGCUCACAUUCUCACAUGGGCUCUCUCCUUUCUUUCUCCUUGAUAAUUCUGCUUUCCUUGGCAUCCAUCAGAAUUGAAGCUCAAAAGAUCAAGUCUGCCCGUCUUCUCGAUCUUGUCAUUAGAGAUUACACGUUCAAGUCCUAUGACACACACGUCAGGACAGGUAUAAUACACACUGUACAUUUGCCUACAAACUUCUCUGGAAUCAAAGUGGCCACUGCAAGGUUCCGAUGUGGCAGUCUUCGUAGAUAUGGUGCUCAGGUAAAGGAAUUCCAUUUGGGUAUUGGUGUAAUUGUGAAGCCAUGUGUAGAGAGAGUGAUGGUAAUUAGACAAAACUUAGGACAUAACUGGUCUUCUAUAUAUUAUUCCAACUAUGAUUUAUCAGGAUAUCAACUUGUGUCACCUAUUUUAGGCCUUUUAGCUUAUAAUGGUGGUAGUGAUGUGAAUUUUAGCAACCCUUUUGAGCUUGGAAUCCAUGCUGGAGAAAAACCAAUUACUAUAGACUUUACCAAUACAACCAACCAAUCAGGAAUUAGGCCACUCUGUGCUAGUUUUGAAAAUGAUGGCAAGGUGACACUGAAAAACCCUGCGUCUCAUCAUGUUUGUGUAGUCAAAAGGCAUGGCCACUACGGUUUGGUGAUCGAGUCGCCUCCACCACCAGUUGGAGCACCAGGUCAGCCAAGAAAAAAGAUCAGCCCGUGGAAAGUGGUGGUGGGCAGCACUGUUGGGACUGCCUUGGGUAUAUUCCUAUUGGGCUUGCUUUUGGUGGCAAUGUUUGUUAAGGUAAAGAAGAAAGCAAGAAUGGAAGAGAUGGAGAGAAGAGCCUACGAAGAGGAAGCUCUGCAAGUAUCAAUGGUCGGCCAUGUGAGGGCACCAACGGCAUCUGUUACUCGGACCAUGCCUACAAUUGAACAUGACACGAGUAGGCAUGUUAGAAGGAACAUUGAGAAAAGAAGAAGAAGAAGAUGUUGGAAGCUGCUUUCCUGUCAGUGGCUGAGUCAAAUCUCGUGCAUGAACAGAGUGACUUCCGGUGGUUAAACACAGAACCCGCAAUUUAUGGAAAUUGAUGCUAGAAGCUUCGAUUGUCUCUGUCUUGGCCCCGACAUUCUUAGAAAUAGAAGACAUACCCUGGUGAGAGAGACAUGUAAUCAACGUUAGUGUUUCAUGUUUUAGAAUAAUUUUCCUAUAUUUUGAUUAAGAAUGAAUUUAUUGCCUUCAAAGUCUCAAGAAAAAGAUAGUUUUAAGCUUUAAAGAAAAGUCAAUAGUUUUAAGCUUUAAAGAAAAGUCAUUUCAGAAAGUGUGGAAAGGAUAUGCGUUGGCCCAUCUAAAGAUGAAAAAGGAAGAAAGUAACGUGGCUUAGAAAGCAUCUGUAGUUGAUUAUAUACACCUUGCGAGUUCAGGUUAAGAAUGACUAGAAUAUUAGGAUUAAGAAC